Messenger RNA from Melanotaenia boesemani (Boeseman's rainbowfish), 3217 nucleotides. Its product is annotated as ankyrin repeat domain-containing protein 13C-like. Gene Ontology annotation, molecular function: protein binding. The coding region runs from base 444 to 1997 and encodes 517 amino acids. Gene Ontology annotation, cellular component: cytoplasm. NCBI's taxonomy places the organism in Eukaryota, Metazoa, Chordata, Actinopteri, Atheriniformes, Melanotaeniidae. The record is from RefSeq and is a predicted model, not a curated record. The transcript has 13 exons.
UGUUAGCUCUGCUGGUUUAUUGUACCAAAUCGUCCGCCCGAAUUUUGCUGCAAAUAGUAAAUCGAUAUAGUUUAAAACGUGGAAUUUGUUUUUAGAAACGACAGAAGAAACAACGAUGUAGUCUUCCUUCACUCGUUGUUAUCUUAGCUUUAUGUUUAUUUAGUGUGUAUAUGUUCUGUUAUGUUUAGCAUUAAUUUGUUUUUAUCGCCGCACCCACCACAUCUUUUUAUUGUGGGCCAGCACGCUAACGUUGCCCGGGCAUAUUUUGAUUUUGAAUAGGCCAGCAAGAAUUAUUUUAUUUUAAUUAACUGAUAAUAGAUGAAAGAAACAAUCGGCGCCAGUAUAAAAUUUUAAAUUUUGUGCAUUUCUGCUAAUGCUGACUAGCUUCAAAAUUACCACCACCGCACUUUUCAGUUUGUAGCCCAGCACGCACGGUAGUCAUUAUGACAGGUGAGAAGAUACGUACCUUGCGGAAAGACCACAACAAAGCAAACAAAAAUGAAGAAAUAAUGGAUACCUACGAUGAGACCUCCAACGGGACGAUUCCUAACGGUACCAGUAACCAUUAUAAAUCGAACAAGGCUUUCCAGAAAUCUGUCAAAGCCUCGGCACUGCAACAGCAGCUUAAUGCAAAUAACAUAAACGGUAAUACGUCAGUUGUCAACGAUAACAACAAAAACCCAAUAAUCCUGACAAAUGAGGAUUUGGAGUUCCCUGUUCAUGAAUGUGUGUUCAAAGGAGACGUACGUCGGCUCUCAUCUCUCAUCAGGACCCAUAGCAUCUGCCAAAAAGAUGUCCACGGGAACACACCUCUUCAUCUGGCUGUGAUGCUGGGCCACAAAGAGUGUGCCCUCCUUCUCCUGGCCCAUAAUGCACCUGUAAAGAUAAAGAAUGCACAGGGAUGGAGUCCUCUUGCAGAAGCCAUCAGCUACGGUGACAGGCAGAUGAUCACAGCAAUACUGCGGAAGUUGAAGCAGCAGUCAAGGGAGAGUGUGGAGGAUAAGAGGCCAAAAUUACUGAAAGCCCUCAGGGAGCUUGGUGACUUUUAUCUGGAGUUGCACUGGGACUUUCAGAGCUGGGUACCGCUGCUUUCACGGAUGCUGCCAUCUGAUGCCUGUAAAAUCUACAAGCAGGGCAUCAACAUUAGACUUGACACUACUCUCAUAGACUUCAAUGAUAUGAAGUGUCAGCGUGGAGAUCUGAGCUUCAUUUUCAACGGUGAUGCUGCACCCUCCCAGUCCUUUGUGGUUCUGGACAAUGAAGCAAAAGUGUACCAAAGAAUACACCACGAGGAGUCAGAGAUGGAGACUGAGGAGGAAGUGGACAUUCUGAUGAGCAGUGAUGUCUACUCUGCAACGCUGUCAACCAAGUCCAUCACUUUCUCUCGUAGUCAGAUUGGCUGGCUCUUCAGAGAGGAUAAAACAGAGAGGGUUGGAAACUUCCUGGCUGACUUCUAUGCAGUGAACGGCCUGGUGCUAGAGUCGAGGAAACGGCGAGAACAUUUAAGUGAAGAGGACAUCUUGAGGAACAAAGCCAUCAUGGAGAGCUUGAGUAAAGGAGGCAGCAUCAGUGAGCAGAAUUUUGAGCCCAUGAGGAGGCAGUCCCUUACAGCUCCUUCCCCCAACACCAUUUCUUGGGAAGAGUACAUAACUGCAGAGCAUGGAAAGCCCCCUCAUCUUGGCCGAGAGCUUCUGUGUAAGGAAAGCAAAAAAAACUUCAAAGCUACUGUAGCCAUGAGCCAAGAUUUCCCUCUAGGCAUCGAGUCGUUACUUAAUGUGUUGGAAGUCAUAGCCCCAUUCAAGCACUUCAACAAACUCAGAGAGUUUGUUCAGAUGAAACUUCCACCUGGGUUUCCAGUCAAACUCGACAUCCCCGUCUUCCCCACGAUCACAGCGACUGUCACCUUUCAGGAAUUCCGCUAUGAUGAAUUUGAAGAGUCUAUUUUCUUCAUCCCCACUGAGUACAAGGAAGAUCCCAGUCGCUUUCCAGACCUCUGACCUGUAAACACAUCCGACUCAAACAGGAAACAGUCACUAAUUGUGAGAGGGCAGAUGCAAAACAGAGGACUCUUGUAUUAUCUUAUCGUGUAUAUAGAUAGUCAUAAAAAAAGGGAAAGAAAAGGAGGAGGUGGGGUUAACUGAUCAGUAACUGUUCACUUUGCUGAUGUAUCCAAAGCAAAUCAGUGCAAGAAGACAGAGCGCCAUCUGAUAUUGGCGGUCAUUUUUGUGAAAUGAGGGAUGGCUUUCAUUUUUCUCAUUGUUCACAACCCAAGCAGUUAAAGCUGCUGCUCUAUGCUGCUGUACUCUACUGUGAAAGCUGUCAGAUGACACCGCUUGUACACCUCAUCGUCACUAUUUUAAUAUCUCUGUCGUAUGUAAAUAAUAAUUGUCUCAUCUUCCUUUUACAACAAAAUAAUCACAUAUAGCUAUAUCUGAGCUUACUGUUCCUUUAUAUAUUGCAUACUAAAUAUAUAUACAGUAUAUAGAUAUACAUCUAUAUAUAUCUAUAUAUUUAGAUAUAUAUAGAUAUAUAUAUUAUAUCCCAACUCAAAGGAGUAACACUGUAGCAAUACAUUUCCAGUACAUAAGAAUGUUUUUAACCAGCUGGGAUAAGGUUUAGCAUAAAAACACAUACAGGUCAUUAUUAAAGCCUUUUCCCUGUGCAGGACGCUGUCUCCUGUGGUUUCAGGUUCACUUAUGUUACCUCUCAGCUGUCUCCAUGUUUUGUCGUGAUAGUAUGAAUUCUGUGCUCGGUGUGAGUGAAUAAUUGUACUGUAUUGAGGAUCGUUCUGUGUAUGUUUGUGUGGGGGAGAACCCAGAUGGGAUAUCAGGUAAACUGUACUUGGUUUAAUAAUGCACUGAUGUUUAAGGCAUGCUAUGGCUGUGAUGGCCUCCUGGAUCACAUGCAUCUUGAAACUGUUCUCUCAGCAUUUGUUAUAUUACUGCAGACAGAUUUUUAGAUAAACUGAAAAUGAUAACACUAACAAUUUAAAACUAUUUUAGUGCUCAUUAAUGAUCUCUGUUAUGUGAGUCUGCCUAUUUGUUUUUUUAAGUAUACUUAAUAUAUGAAACAAAAGAUGAAACUAAGCUGUGAAGUUGGAUGUUCCAAAUGUUCUAGACAGGAAAUUUUAGUUGUUGCUGGCUUCAGCUAAUAUGUACUGCAACCAUACCUAUUUCACAUCCCUUUAAAUAAAGCACCAGCAUCAUGUUUCAAAUGA